Molecule: messenger RNA, 3660 nt
Organism: Malassezia japonica
Lineage: Eukaryota; Fungi; Basidiomycota; Malasseziomycetes; Malasseziales; Malasseziaceae
Exons: 1
Coding region: 1-3660 (1219 amino acids)
Biological process (GO): regulation of actomyosin contractile ring contraction; regulation of division septum assembly
Cellular component (GO): cytoplasm
Molecular function (GO): guanyl-nucleotide exchange factor activity
Source: RefSeq, a predicted model, not a curated record
AUGCCGGUGCACCCUGUUCCGAGCGGGGGCCCCACGUCCGAGGCCGCUGUGCCAGCCACGCACCAGGACUGGGAGCCUCCGCCCCAGUUUGCACGAUACCAAAUUCGCCGCGUAGCUUCCAACGACGAGAACCUGCACCGGCCGAUGCUAGGCGUCGAUACACAGCACCUGCCGCGCCCCGAGAGUGCCGUGCGUGUACACAGCCCGCUGGUGCCGCAUGCCGCGGACACCUCGCCACUGCUAGAUGGCCCGGAAGAGAAGCGGCUGGGACGCACCGCCUCGCGUAUCCUGCGCCUCUCGCGCUCGUUUUCGCGCCUCGGCGAACGCAAGACAUCGGACGGCAGCGGGCGGGGGACGCCCACGCCCGUGAGCGCGCAGAGCCGCAGCACGACACCGACAUUGAAUACCGCACGCUCGACCCCGCGCCUGCGCUCAGACUCGGGGCAGAGCACCGCGGGGACGACUCGGAUGCGCACGCGCACCGCGCUCCUCGCCGCACGCGACUCGCCCGACGUCUCGCCGACGAUCGACGAGAUGGGCCAGCUCUACCAGCACACGCCGAGCCCUGUGUGGCACGAGGGCGACGGAUGGCAAAAACCGCCUUCGCGGCCGUCUAGCAGGCUCGAACGCGUACGAGGGGCACUGGGCUCGCCGAGCGCCUCGCCGACGGUGCGCCUGCCGCUCGACCUCCCGUCGCCCACCGUGCACCUCAACUCGCCGGUCGAGACGCGCGCGGCCAAGGGAGUCUCGCCAACCGAUACGCGCUUUUCCAAGGGCGCCUCGCCGAGCGACGGCCGGCCACGCACCUCGCCCAACGAGGUGCGCAUGUCGCCACAGGACCGUCGCGCAGCACUGCAGGACGUGCGCCGCAUCGAGACGCCGCCGCCGGUGCCGGCACUGCCACAAAGCAACCCCAGUGGCCUGGGCCUCACGCUCGACGGACAGCGCGUGGGGCCCGACGAGCUCGGCGAGUGGCCGCCGAUGGGCUCGCCGUCUUCGCCUCUCGACGAAGACGCGGCGGGCCUGCGCCGCUCGAAAGCACGCGCGUUCCAGUCGCCAUGGAAGACGACCAAGCGCCGCGAGAAGCCGCUGCCUUCCAUCGACACGCCAGAAGAGGGGCAGAAACGCAGCAAUACGAACCUGCGCCGCCUCUUUAAGACGGGCAUUGUCGACGAGGAAGAGGCGCGUCGGGGGGCGUUCCGGCGGCGAAGGUCCGAGACACGCCUCGCGUCGGGCGGCAGCGACGCGCCGCCCCUGCCGCCGGUCGAUCCGAGCAGGGACGCGUCGCCGGUCGCGAGCCGCCCACCGAUUGUACAUAUUCCCUCGCCAGCUGCACACGCGCGGUCGGCGUCGGUUGCCGAGGCGUCGCCCGCGAUCGCCAGCGUGCCGCUCGCUGCGCCGGCCACGAUUGUGCGCGGCGCAUCACCCGCGCUCGGCGCGACCCCGGCGCCGGCGCGCGGCGCAUCGCCUGCGCUCGGCAGUGCCGUGCCGCUCGUGCUGCGCCCUGGCGGUGGCCCGUCGGUGAGCUACGCGCCAGUGACGGACCCGGUCGGCGCGGCGCCCCCGUCGCUGAACCCCUUCCGCGAGCGCGCCGACUCGCUGCCCGCGCUCCCGGCGAGCGACGCGCAGGAUCCGGCACGCAAGCGCGCGCUGCUGCGGCAGCACAUCCUGAGCGAGCUCGCCGAGACCGAGCGCACCUAUGCCGGGGACCUCGAGGUGGUAAAGGGCCUGUACCUCGCCCAAGCGCGCAUCUAUGCCGGGAUCAAGACGCCGACGACGUCGAUGCUGGCGCCGUCCCCCCACCCCCAAAGCGGGCCUACGUCGCCGCUCCCCCGGACCUACUCGAGCCGCUCGACCGAGAGCGCGGACGCAAAGCACUGGGACCAUGCGCUGCACCACCCCCUGUCGCCAAAGAAGCGGCGCGACGACCGCCAGUCGAUCCACUCGCUCACCUCGACCGAGGACGAGGACGGCCCGUCGUGGGCGCACCCCGAGCGGACGCGCCGCUCGCCGCUGGUGCCCGAGCGUGCGCUGCCAGCGAGCCCCGCGCCUGUCGCGCCGCUCGGCGUGACGGAUAUCCAUGUGAUCUUUGCCGGGCUCGAGCCGUGCGCGGCGCUGGCGAGCGAGAUGAGCUCGCUGCUCAAUGCGGCCGUCCAGCACCAGGACGUGCAGGCGGUCGGCUCCAUCUUUCUGCAAAAGAUGGGCCAGAUCGAGCAGGUCUAUGCGCUCUACUGCGGCCGCCACGAGGCGGCGAUGGCGCGCCUGAGCGAAGUCACGACCAAAAACCCCGCUGCUGCGGCGUUCCUCGCAGAGUGCGACGAGACGUCGCGCGAGCACUCCCGGGCAUGGGACCUCCCGUCGCUGCUCAUCAAGCCCGUCCAGCGCGUACUGAAAUACCCCCUGUUUCUGAGCAGCAUCGUGGAGCAGACCGACGUGCGCGAGCCGUGCUAUCCCACGCUGCACGCCGCCCUGCAGCAGAUCCAGCUGGUGGCGGACCGCAUCAACGAAAACAAGAAACGGAUGGAGAUUGUCGAGCAGCACGGGUUUGUGCCGCCGCAGGCGCCGCGGCCGUCGGCGUUUCGGCGCCCGCCGACGGCGCUGCGCAAGGCCAAGGCGUCGCCGCGCCCCGACGAGCCGCCGCUCACCACCGACGAAGGCGAGUACCGUGCGCUGCUGGAGCGCGUCGACGCGAGCGAGCGCCACCUGCUCUCCUUCUCGCAAGAGUGUGCGACGUGGGCGCGCAGCGUACGGGCAAUGUACACAGCCCAGCUGCACGUCGCCGACGCAUGGAUCGCCGUGUACAGAACGGGCGAUACGCGCGGCGUCCUCUCGGCGAUCGACCGACUGGUGCAAUUCCGCGCGGUGCUGCAGCACACGCUCCUCGACACGGUGUGUGCGCGGCUCGAUACGGAGCUGCGCCGCACCGUGUUUGCGACCGUGCACACCGUGCACACGCUCCUCGAGCGGCCGCGCAUGGUGAUGGCGAACCGCACUGCCAAGGAGCACGAAUACCGCAAGUACCUCGCCGAGGCUGCACGCAAGCCGACCGCGCGGCCGAGCACUGGCGCGCGCGCCUUUCUCUCGCUCCACGUCCAGCUCAUGGAGGAGCUCCCGGCGCUGCUACGGGGCAUUGCAUUGGUCAUGGACCGCUGCGUGAUGUUCUUCGCAGAGAUCCAGACCGCGUACUACGCUUUGGUCGCCGAAGAGCUGCACGCAUUCUGCACACAGUACCUGCCGACGGCCAUGACGCCAAACAGCGCGUCGCUCACGCCGACCGCUGCAACAGUCCGCACGCCGACUGAGGCAAGAGAGCCGCCGGCACGCCCGCAGCGCAGCGAGGCACGCCCGCGUGUCGUGCGGCCAAGCACACCGCCGUCGUACCCGAACGAACCGGCACCGGCGCCAAGCGAUACGCCCAACGAGCACCGCACACGGCACACACCGACGCCGUCGGUCGUCACGGCGCACACGACGCUCGAGCCGCUCUCGCCGAUCGAGCGCUCGCGGUGGCGCGACAGCAUGCAGGCGUCGAGUGUUGGGCACAUGUCCUUCCGCGAUGCACGCACAUCGUUUAGCGACGUCUCGCGCUCGUCGUACGGCGAUGCGAGCUCGCUGGGCGACCUCAACACACUUCCCGACUAUAGAUUUCCGACGCGGUAG